AUGAAUGUGAAAUCAUUGUUUCCGGAUACAAACAAUGGAAGCCGAGUUGUUGUGACUACUAGGAAUGCGAAUGUAUCCAAUCACUUGUGCGAUUAUUGUGUUGCAAUGGGUUUUCUGGAUGAGGACAAUAGUUGGCAUCUAUUUUGUCAAAAUGCAUUUGCAAAGCAGCAAGGUUGCCCUCCUGAGUUGGAGGAGACUGCAAAGAAGAUAGUUGCACGGUGCAAAGGACUUCCCCUAGCAAUUAUUGUUGUCGGAGGUCAUCUCAGGAAGUCUCCAACGGCUCUAGCCUACUGGGAGAAUGUGGCACAAUCAAUUUUGUAUUCUACACAGAUUGAUGAGCAAUGCUUGAAUGUGUUAUCUUUGAGUUAUAGAUACUUGCCUGCCCAUCUAAAGCCAUGUUUUCUACUCCUUGGAGCAUUUCCAGAAGAUGAAAAGAUUUACGUUCAAGAUAUUCUUGAACUUUGGGUUGCUAAAGGAUUUAUAGAACAUUUUGAUAAUCGCAUAUUGGAAGAUGUUGCAGUGGGUUAUUUACGGGAUCUUCAUAUGAGAAAUCUCAUAUUAGUGGAUAGCUCGGACUAUAAGGGAGACAUAUAUACAUUUAAAGUACAUGAUCUAGUAAGAGAAUUGUGCCUACUGACUGCCAAGAAAGAGGAGUUUUUAUCAGUGUUUGAUACUCCAGGAGGCAUAACUAGGGAGCGUCGGGUUUUAAUCAAUGGAGAGGUGAAUCAUGAAACAAUAACCUCGGAUGCCCCUGUCCGUUGUCUGAUAUGCAACGGUUGUAGUUAUGCAAGUUAA
Salvia hispanica is the source of this 795-nucleotide messenger RNA. Lineage: Eukaryota; Viridiplantae; Streptophyta; Magnoliopsida; Lamiales; Lamiaceae. The record is from RefSeq and is a predicted model, not a curated record.